This is a messenger RNA of Capronia coronata CBS 617.96, 1005 nucleotides long. RefSeq lists its product as uncharacterized. The transcript is spliced from 3 exons. Lineage: Eukaryota; Fungi; Ascomycota; Eurotiomycetes; Chaetothyriales; Herpotrichiellaceae. The record is from RefSeq and is a predicted model, not a curated record. The coding region runs from base 1 to 1005 and encodes 334 amino acids. Gene Ontology annotation, molecular function: methionine adenosyltransferase regulator activity. Gene Ontology annotation, biological process: S-adenosylmethionine biosynthetic process. Gene Ontology annotation, cellular component: methionine adenosyltransferase complex.
AUGCCAUCAGCUCUAGUCACAGGCGCUACAGGCCUGCUGGGCCGACAGGUCUACAAAGCCUUCGGCGACGCAGGCUGGCAGACGACAGGCACAGGCUUCAGCCGAGCCUCUGGGGAGAUUCGCAGACUAGACAUCCAAGACGAAGAGGCUGUUCGACAGCUCUUCGAUGAGGUCAAACCUCAAGUCGUCGUCCACAGCGCCGCAGACAGGCAACCCGACUCAUGCACCAAGAACCCCGAAGCCGCGCACCGAAUCAACGUCACCGCAACGGCGAACCUCGCCAAGACAUGUGCCGAGAACAACGUAUUCCUGAUCUACAUUUCCACCGACUACGUCUUCCCCGGCGUGCCGGGCCAAGCGCCGUACAAAGCAACCGACGAGCCCAAGCCCAGCAACGUCUACGGUCAGACGAAACUCGACGGCGAGAAAGCGGUCCUGGCAUAUCCCAACACAGUGGUCAUGCGCGUGCCCGUGCUGUAUGGGCCGACGGAAGAGAAUAAAGAAAGCGCAAUCAAUGUCUUGAUGGACAGUCUGUACGAGUCCCAAAAGAAGCCUGUCAAGAUGGACGACUGGGCUAUCCGGUACCCGACCAACGUUGAGGAUGUGGCGAGGGUGUGUGUCGAUAUUGCGAAAUAUUAUACAAGCGCUACCGCGACCGCAACCGCAGCACAUCAAGGAGGCGGCCAUGACGACGGAAAAGUCACGGCAGACCAGAAGAUGGUGGCGCCGGGCUCGGGGGAACCCCUUCCACGCAUUCUCCAGUUCAGCAGUGAAGACCGUAUGACCAAAUACGAUAUCUGCAAGGUCUUUGGGGAGAUCAUGGGUUUGCCGAUUGAUGGGAUCGUGCCGGAUAAAGAGAGCGGGAAGAAACCGGCGCCGGAUGGGACGUUGAGGCCGUAUGAUUGUCACCUCGACACGAGCGAGUUGAAGAAAUUGGGCAUCGAUGUCACCACGGUCGAUUUUGUCGCCUGGUGGAGGUGGAAGACGGGAGCGUUUCGACACUAG